This is a messenger RNA of Lagenorhynchus albirostris (white-beaked dolphin), 2958 nucleotides long. It is a transcript of the gene DNLZ, whose product is annotated as DNL-type zinc finger. The transcript has 4 exons. Gene Ontology annotation, cellular component: mitochondrion. Gene Ontology annotation, biological process: protein folding; regulation of DNA-templated transcription; protein stabilization. The record is from RefSeq and is a predicted model, not a curated record. Gene Ontology annotation, molecular function: DNA-binding transcription factor activity; sequence-specific DNA binding; protein-folding chaperone binding. Lineage: Eukaryota; Metazoa; Chordata; Mammalia; Artiodactyla; Delphinidae. The coding region runs from base 30 to 458 and encodes 142 amino acids.
UCGGCUGCGCGGGGCGGCUGGCGGGCGGCAUGGCGCGGGCGGCGCUGGGCCUCUUGCCGAUACUGUUGAGCUGCGCGCGGCCCCGGGGGCCCGGCCUGAGGUGGCUGUGGGGGCGCGGGGCCCGCCUGGAGGCCGCGGAGAGAAGGCGGGCCUGGGGUUGGGGCUGGCGGCGCUUGAGCUCCGAGCCAGGACCCAGGCCGGCGCACUACCAGCUCGUCUACACCUGCAAGGUCUGUGGGACCAGGUCCUCCAAGCACAUCUCCAAGCUCGCCUAUCACCAGGGUGUGGUCAUUGUGACCUGCCCCGGCUGCCAGAACCACCACAUCAUCGCCGACAACCUGGGCUGGUUCUCGGACCUGUACGGGAAGAGGAAUAUUGAAGAAAUCCUGGCGGCCAGAGGGGAGAAGAUGCCGGGACCUGGGGCUCUCCUGUCAUCCCUGGUUCUGGAGUCAGAAUGACUCACAAGAAGCCCCUGCAGGCUGCAGGCCAGGGCCUCCUGUGGCUGCUGGCCACGUCUGAGUGGGAAGGGGCUGGAUGUGGAGUCUGAGCCCCUCCUGGCUGUGGCUGUGUGGCCUUGGGCAGGUCACUUUGCCCCUCUGAGCCUUCGUCUUCCUGUCUGCAGAUGAAGAUGCCCACGGUGCCACCUCGUCAGGAGUAUAAGUGGAAAGAUGGGACUCAGGACGGGCACGGGGUGGCUCAGCCCUGCCACGCCCCCAAGUGUCAGGACCCCAAUUUUUUUUUGUUUUUUUUUUUGCUAUGCCACAUGGCAUGUGGGAUCUUAGUUCCCCAACCAGGGAUCAAAACCGUGACCCCUGCGCUGGAAGCGGGGAGUCUUGACCACUGACGGUCAGGGAAGUCCCAGGGCCCCGAUCUCGAUGGCCCAUUAGCCACUGUUCUUCCUGGGAGUGGGGUCAGCACCCCCAAGCCCCACCAGGGGUCCUGUCCCUCUGGCCAGACACAAGGAGGCCCCGUAGAUCCUUCUGUGCCGCCUGCCGUCUCCUCGACGCCCCCUGGAUGGCACUGGUGAGCCGGUGCCAACCUCAGCCCUGACCCUUGGCCACUGGCCAAGCCAAGUCAGCAGGCGGGGCUGCUCACCGUGGCUGCAGGCGGGCCAGGCGGAGUGGGAGCUGGGCUGCUGUGGGCCUGGCGGUGGGCCGCCUGCCCCACGGAGUGUCCCCCUCCCCGGGGCUGUGCAGUCUGUCUCCCAACCUCGUUUGCCCGCCUUCUCAGGAUGUUCCUGUGUUUAUGAAAGCAUGUUCGUUUCCAAAAGCGUUCUGGGCUGUGUGACCUUCAACAUUGAUCACCGGCCACGAUCUCGCAGGAUCCCCGCAGGAUCCGAGCUCCUGACGGCCGCCCCUGUCAGCACGGGCCUCGGCACUGCUCUCCAGGCGCCGGCAGCUCGUGCUCCGACUCGAAUACCCCCCGUGCUUCCUGUGGUGAACAACCCCGUUAUCCUGCCCAGAGCCUCCUGGGACAUUUGCGGAGUCAGUCAUGGCGGACGAGCCAGCCCCGGGCGUGCUCCUCCACGGAGGCCCCGAGGGACCCGCUGGCCUUGAAACGCCAGAGCAGCGGGGCCUCGUUGCCGCCACAGGGUUGGAACCGGGUGUGGGGCGGCCCAGGGAGCUGGCCGGACGCUGAGAACGCAGAGCGGGGACCCAGGAGGGCCACGCAGGCCACGCCCUCCUUCCAUGGGCGGUCUGGACAUGGCUGCUCGCCACAUCUUUUUAUUGUCUGCUUUCUGACGUUUUGACAUCUGGGCCCUCUGACCCUGGAGAGCUGGUCAGUUCCUGGACACGGCAGGGCGAGUGCACCAGGGCAGGUUCCGGACGGCUCGGGCAGCCCCUCCACCCAGAGCCACUGAAGACCUUCUCACCGGCCGAGCAGGCCUGCUGGCCCUGCCUCACUGUUUCUUCCCACAGAAACCACAGGAAAGGCUCCGGCCCAUCCUCCCCUGCCUCCUGACCAACCCUGGUGCCUCCCCGUGUGGCCCCCGCCCAGCCGCCGUCCAUCUCCAGUCCCUUCUCAAGGUGCCCCUGGCUCUUUCCACCCCCGCCCCAACCAUCUUCCAUCCCUCGUUCCUGGCCAGGACCCUCUCCAAAUGGUCAGAUUAGGGUAUCUGGGCCAACCUCCUGUGAUCCUGUGACAGCACAUCCCCAAGUGUAGUCUUCUGAGGACAGCUUGAUGGGCAAUGCCGGGUUCCAGGACAUCAAACAAACUUCUUCCUGCAGGACUUCUCAGAGCCUUUAGCAUCCUGGCCUGGCUGUGAGCCGCUGAGAGGCACGGUGCCCCGCGAUAUUUCCCGGAGCACUGAGAACUCUCCGUGGUGGGGGGUUGGGGGCUCUACCCUUCCCCGUAUGGGCCUUGUUCUCAACCACCCUCCCUUUUCUUUACCUCACCCAAGAGAGGCUGCAGGAUGGCAGGCUCGGUAGGGAGGCCUGGGGUUCCUUGUGCCCCGCUGGGGGCUGCCCCACACUGCACUCCACGCCUUCCAGCAGCCUCGUCUCGGCACCAGAGCUCCUCUGGGAGGGGAACGUGGGGCUCAGGGCUGAGGCGUGGGCUUUGGAGGACACCUGGGCUCCUACGCCAGCACCCUCACCAGCUGUGUGUCCCUGGGAUUGCCGCUUCGCCCCUCUGAGCCCGAGCCCCGCCCCCCGAGCCCGUGGGCGGGGUGGGCGGGGGCAGGGCCAGCCUGGGGGGCAGGAGGGCGCUGCUCCGGCCCCAGGCCCUGGCUCGGUGCAGGCUUGCUCACCCAGGUGGAGGAGUCACUGGGCCUCUGAAAGCACCAGCACCUGUGCCGCCCUCAUCCUGACACGACAGCUUUCUCUUGGCAGACUUUAUUGUUUUCAGGAAAAACAGAACAAAUGUACCUCUUGGGUUGGAAAGGACCCCUUGACAACAUGGCAAACACACGUGUGAGCAAUAAAUACGCACGUACAUUGGGGUGUGUGGGGCGGCCAA